This is a messenger RNA of Cuscuta epithymum, 1725 nucleotides long. NCBI's taxonomy places the organism in Eukaryota, Viridiplantae, Streptophyta, Magnoliopsida, Solanales, Convolvulaceae. The record is from the annotation of a GenBank genome assembly.
CGAAUCCCCUAGGUAGGAUGCAUUACCGACGCAGGUAAGUUGGGGUUCGACAAAGUUGUAGCCUCAGAAUGUCCACGCUUCAACCCCACCCACUACUAGUUUUGCUCCACUUUUGUCACACCCGCCCAACUUCAGGCACCUCUAACACUUCCUUCCGCGCCGCCCAUCGCCGCCGGUGGAACCCUAAGUUUUUUCUUCCCUUUUGAUUUCCCUUGUCUCGAUGAGUGAGAAGACUCCGACUCAAACAGUAUCCCUGCCCGAUUCGGAUUCAGGACCGCCAACUGAAGCACGGACGGAGUCGCCUUCCCCAACUGCAGAUUCUGGGCUUCAAUCGGAAUCGGAACCGACCCUUGUUGCCGGCGCGCCACUUGAUAUUUCUCGCAAUCACUCGAACCCUUCUAAAAUCCCAAUUCGGCCCAGGAAAAUUCGUAAACUAUCGGCCGCUACCUUUGUCGAAGAUCAGAGUCCCCCAGAAACCGUCCUCGACCCCACUUCCCCCUCUUCACUCAUUCCCCUCACCUCUUCCGCCUCAACGUCCGGCGCUUCCACCGUUACCACAUUGGCGAGCUCCAGGAAUCGCCGGAAAGCAGUUACCCAGAUAUCCAGGCUUUUGCCCCAAAUUGUUAAACCGUUAUCAGCUGAUGGAGAAAUUGAGCUUGCCAUUCGCCAUCUCCGAGCUUCAGACCCUCUCCUUGUGUCCCUGAUUGACACUCUCCCUCCGCCAACAUUUGAAACGCGUCACCCACCCUUCCUAGCUCUGGCGAAGAGUAUUCUUUACCAGCAACUGGCAUAUAAGGCUGGUACAUCAAUAUACACACGAUUCAUAUCCCUCUGCGGUGGAGAGCUAGCUGUUCAUCCUGAUACCGUUCUCUCCCUCUCUGCUCAACAGCUCAAGCAAAUUGGAGUCUCUGGCAGAAAGGCAAGCUACCUUUAUGACCUGGCAAACAAGUACAAAUCUGGGAUUCUGUCCGAUGACACUGUUGUUAAAAUGGACGAUCGCUCACUGUUUACAAUGCUGUCAAUGGUUAAGGGAAUCGGCUCUUGGUCUGUUCACAUGUUUAUGAUCUUUUCACUUCACAGACCUGAUGUUCUGCCCGUAAGCGAUUUGGGGGUAAGAAAAGGGGUACAAUUGCUGCAUGGACUAGAGGAUUUGCCAAGGCCAUCUCAGAUGGAGCAGCUGUGUGUGAAAUGGAAACCCUAUCGGUCAGUAGGGGCAUGGUACAUGUGGCGGUUCGUAGAAGGAAAGGGGACACCGGCCUCUGCUGCAGCAGCAUUAGAUGGUAGUGCUGUGCAGCCAUUGCAUCAAAUUGAUCACGUGCAGGAUGCACAGGAACAACACCAAUUGCAACUUAUGGAGCCCAUUAAUGGCAUUACGAAUCUUGGGUACUAUUCCCCUUGCGGUCUUGCAUAUGGGGACAAUAAUGGGGAUUCGACUGUGCUCAGCGGUUCUCUAUAUGAUAAAAAAUUUGUUGGAGCGACUCCACGCUGCUUGUGACCACAUUGAAUCCUACUGCAUAGAAGCUACUCUGGUCUGACUUUUUACUGUUCUUUGUUGUUUUGUAUAAAUCAUGAAAAUUUAGACCACUCCAUGUUGAUAUAAUUUGAUAAUGAUUAGGGUCAGGCAAGUUCCCUGAAGUAGUGAAAUGGGCAACAAAGUUUUCCUAUUCUCCCCUGUUUCUCUUUAACAAAUGAAAUUUUGAAUGUCAAUUUGAAGUCAUUGCAGCG